UUCACGGUUACCAAUGCUGCUUUCAGGAUAACGAGGAAAUGAAGUUAUUUUUGCUGUUUUUCUUCUGCCGUGAUUUAUUUGCAGCAAAACACUCACUGAAGCAUGUGGCCACUGGAUCGUCAGGAGUCGCAAACAUAUCAGAGUUUUUGAGUGAAAUGGUGUUUGAUGGCAUUCAGGCGGGUUACUGUGACAGCAGGAAAAAAUUACUAGAACCAAGACAAGACUGGGCAAAGAAAAUAUUAGAUGACAACCCUCAGCAGCUGAAGUCUUUGACUGUACAGUGUUUUGUGACUAUGCCAAACUUAUUCCGAGCCUGGAUUUUUGGUUUACAGCAGCAGUUCAACCAACCUGCUGGAGGCAUCCACAUUUUACAGAGUGUAAGUGGCUGUGAAUGGGAUGAAAGCACUGGAGAGAUGAUCAACUUUUUACGGUAUGCUUACAAUGGAGAAGACUUUCUUGAAUUUGAUAUGAAGACAUUAAGGUGGAUCGUACUGAAACCAGAGGCUGUCAUUACCAAACAGAGAUGGGACACUGAUGAAAAUAGAAUAAAAUACACCAUCAAGUUCCUCAGUACGACUUGUCCAAAGUGGCUGAAGAUGUCUUUGGAAAGUGGGAAACGUUCCCUGCAGAGAACAGUUCUUCCCUCAGUGUCUCUCCUCCAGAAGUCGUCCUCCUCUCCAGUCAGCUGCCACGCUACAGGUUUCUACCCUCAAAGAGCCGUGAUGUUCUGGAGGAAAGAUGGAGAGGAGAUUCAUGAUGGUGUGGAUCCUGGAGAGAUUCUCCCCAACAAUGAUGAGACCUUCCAGAUGUGUGUUGAUCUGAAUGUUUCAUCAGUCACAACAGAAGACUGGAGCAGAUACGACUGUGUGUUUCAGCUCUCUGACGGCGAUGACAUCAUCACCAAACUGGAUAAAAAAGUGAUCAGAACCAACUCAGAGAAUCCCUCUGACAGGAUGAUCUCCAUCAUUGCUGCAGUGGUUGUUCCAGUUCUUCUCAUCCUUUUUGCUGUUGUUGGAUUUGCUGUUUACAAGAAGAGGAAAGGCAGAAACUCAAGUUCACCGUUGAAACACUCGCCGAUAAAUCACUUCACUGGAUCUGCUGGAGUCCCAAACGUCACACAGUUUGUGGGUAUUGCUGUGGUUGAUGGCGUUGAGGCAGUUUACUUGGAGUGGUACAAACCAUAUAUACCCAACAUUAAGCCCCAGGAGCCUCCUCGUACUAAAGCUGAAUUGCAGCAAAUGCUGAAGAAUGGAGAAAGAGCAGCAGAAUCCAAGAGAGAAGAAGCUGUAGAAGAAAGUAAAUCCUUCAGUCUGCAGAGGUGA
This is a messenger RNA of Maylandia zebra (zebra mbuna), 1322 nucleotides long. The record is from RefSeq and is a predicted model, not a curated record. NCBI's taxonomy places the organism in Eukaryota, Metazoa, Chordata, Actinopteri, Cichliformes, Cichlidae.